Messenger RNA from Solanum dulcamara, 489 nucleotides. Its product is annotated as ent-kaurenoic acid oxidase 2-like. Gene Ontology annotation, cellular component: endoplasmic reticulum. Gene Ontology annotation, molecular function: heme binding; ent-kaurenoic acid monooxygenase activity; iron ion binding. NCBI's taxonomy places the organism in Eukaryota, Viridiplantae, Streptophyta, Magnoliopsida, Solanales, Solanaceae. The record is from RefSeq and is a predicted model, not a curated record. Gene Ontology annotation, biological process: multicellular organism development; brassinosteroid biosynthetic process; sterol metabolic process. The transcript has a single exon. Bases 1 to 489 code for a protein of 162 amino acids.
AUGUACAAGGCAUUUAUGUUUGGAACACCAAGCAUAAUUGUCACAAAACCAGAAGUAUGCAAGAAAAUCUUGAUGGAUGAUGAAAACUUUGAAUUGGGAUGGCCUCAAUCAGUAUUGAAUCUAAUUGGAAAAAAAGCUCUCCAUGGAAUUACAAGCCAAGAACACAAGCGUCUUCGUCGAAUAACAACAUCUCCUAUAAAAGGCAAAUAUGCAUUGUGUGUGUACCUUGGUCUAAUUGAAGAAGUUGUGAAGAGUUCAUUUGAAAAAUGGAAUGCCAUUAAAGAAAAACCAAUUGAGUUUCUUACUGAAAUGAAGAAAUCUACAUUUGAAGUUAUAAUAAGAAUCAUGAUUGGUAGUGAGAUUGAUCCUCAAUGGUUAGAUAUGGUGGAAAAGGUGUACACAAUUUAUUUGCAAGGUUUUUUGGCUCUACCUAUCAAUCUCCCUGGAUUUGCUUAUCAUAGGGCAUUCAAGGUUAGAUCUAUGUCCUAA